CUGUGGAGGAAACGUGUCACUGCAGGGCAAGAAGCUGGCUCCGCUGUAGAGCGUGCACUAGUGGGACGGUGGGAGAGGGAAGCAGCGAGCAGCCCUGCUCCUCGUGCUCCAUCCCUGCUCUGCUCCAGAGAGCACCAUGAGAAAUGAGAUAGACCUGCUGGCUGCUGUCACGGUGCUGGGAGUCCUGGAGCAAGCCUAUUUUACACUGCAAGUAAUCUAUGCUCGCCGGAAGUACAAGAUCUCUCCUCCAGAGACAACAGGUCACCCUGAAUUCGAGCGGAUCUUCAGGGCUCAGGUGAAUUGCUCCGAGUACUUCCCGAUCUUCAUCUCACUCCUCUGGGUUGCUGGGAUCUUCUUCCAUCAAGGGGUGGCAGCGGCCUGUGGGAUGCUGUACCUCUACACACGCUUCCGCUACUUCCAAGGCUACGCGCUGGCCGCGCAGGGACGGUUGGGGCCACUGUAUGCCAGUGCCCGGCUGCUGUGGCUGCUGGUGGGCCUGGCGGUGGCUGGGCUCCUGGCACACUUCCUGCUGCUCCCGUCCUCCCCGUGGGCGCUGGCAUGGCCUCUCCGGCUGCUCAACGCCUGGUGAGCGAGGCCUCAGCUCCCCCAGGCCCCUCAACCUGCUCUGCACCUUGAAAUGUCUUCGAUUCAUGAACCGGCCUGCACACUGUCAUCGUUCCUCACCACUGCUGCGAUCAUCCCUGUCGGAGUGUGUCACGCCACGGAGAUACAAAGAAUAAAUGCCUUUUCUCUACAGAAAUCAUUUGUGAUUGUCAAACUUGCUUGAGGGGGGACUGGGUGUGAGAACAUCAGAGGCUUAUGGGCAUGGGGUUGCAUGGGAAAAGCUACUGUGAAUAAAACUAAUUUGAAAGUGUGUGUAAACUUGUCUAAAAACUCACCACAACUGAGGG
Molecule: messenger RNA, 911 nt
Organism: Cygnus atratus (black swan)
Lineage: Eukaryota; Metazoa; Chordata; Aves; Anseriformes; Anatidae
Product: leukotriene C4 synthase-like
Exons: 5
Coding region: 137-589 (150 amino acids)
Biological process (GO): leukotriene biosynthetic process
Cellular component (GO): nuclear envelope; membrane; endoplasmic reticulum
Molecular function (GO): enzyme activator activity; glutathione peroxidase activity; leukotriene-C4 synthase activity
Source: RefSeq, a predicted model, not a curated record